Salvia miltiorrhiza (redroot sage) is the source of this 2065-nucleotide messenger RNA. RefSeq names its product malate synthase, glyoxysomal-like. The coding region runs from base 142 to 1842 and encodes 566 amino acids. Gene Ontology annotation, cellular component: cytoplasm. Lineage: Eukaryota; Viridiplantae; Streptophyta; Magnoliopsida; Lamiales; Lamiaceae. Gene Ontology annotation, molecular function: malate synthase activity. Gene Ontology annotation, biological process: glyoxylate cycle. The transcript is spliced from 2 exons. The record is from RefSeq and is a predicted model, not a curated record.
AUUCCAUUCCCAAGCUGACAAAUAUCCGAUUGAUUACGCAAUUCAAUUUCAAGCAUAUCCCUUUGCCGCCCCUUCCUUUUAUAUAAGGCUCUCUUCCUCCCACCCUCUCCAUAUAAUCAAAUUCUUCUAGUUAGCUGAAAAAUGGUGGGUUUUGGAAAGCUCGUUGAAGGAGAAACAAGGAAAAGCAUUGUGGGGUACGAUGUGGCGGAGGGUGUGGACAUAAGGGGAAGAUACGACGCCGAAUUUGCGACUAUUCUGACCAAGGAUGCCCUUGAGUUUGUGGCGACUCUGCAGAGGCAGUUGAGGAACCAUAUCAAGUAUGCAAUGGAUUGCAGAAAGGAGGCUAAGCUGCGCUACAACAAGGGGGCCGUGCCGGGGUUCGACCCCGCCACCAAGCCCCUCAGAGACGCCGACUGGCUCUGCGCCUCGCCGCCCCCCGCCGUCGCUGAUCGCCGCGUCGAGAUCACUGGACCCGUCGAGAGGAAGAUGGUCAUCAACGCCCUCAACUCUGGAGCUAAAGUUUUCAUGGCUGAUUUCGAGGACGCACUGUCGCCCAACUGGGAGAAUCUGAUGCGAGGCCACAUAAACUUGAGAGACGCAGUGAGGGGCACAAUAAGCUACCACGACACAGCUAGAAACAGAGUGUACAAGCUCAACGACCAGACGGCCAAGCUCUUCGUCCGCCCCAGAGGCUGGCACCUCCCGGAGGCUCACAUCCUCAUCGACGGCGAGCCCGCCACCGCCUGCUUGGUCGACUUCGGCCUCUACUUCUUCCACAACUGGUCCGCCUUCCGCCGCAACCAAGGCCAAGGCCAAGGCCCCUUCUUCUACCUCCCCAAGAUGGAGCAUUCCAGAGAGGCUAGGAUAUGGAACAACGUGUUCACGGCGGCCGAGAAAUUCGCCGGUAUAGAAAAUGGGAGCAUCAGGGCGACGGUGCUGAUCGAGACGCUGCCGGCGGUGUUCCAGAUGGACGAGAUCCUGUACGAGCUGAGGGAUCACUCGGUGGGGCUCAACUGCGGGCGCUGGGAUUACAUCUUCAGCUACGUCAAGACCUUCCAGGCCCACCGGGACCGCCUCCUCCCCGACCGCGUCCUCGUCGGCAUGUCCCAGCACUUCAUGAGGAGCUACUCCGACCUCCUCAUCCGGACCUGCCACCGCCGCGGCGUCCACGCCAUGGGCGGGAUGGCCGCGCAGAUCCCCAUCCGGGACGACGCCAAGGCCAACGAGGCCGCGCUCGAGCUCGUCAGGAGGGACAAGCUCAGGGAGGUCCGGGCGGGCCACGACGGCACCUGGGCGGCCCACCCGGGCCUCAUCCCGGCAAUCAUGGAGGUGUUCGACAGCAACAUGGGCGGCAGUGCCAACCAGAUCCAGUCGGCGAGGCGCGAGGACGCCGCCGGGAUCACGGCGGAGGACCUGCUGCAGAUCCCGCGCGGCGUCCGCACCAUGGAGGGGCUCCGCCUCAACACGAGGGUGGGGAUCCAGUACGUGGCGGCCUGGCUCACUGGGAGCGGAUCGGUGCCGCUCUACAACCUCAUGGAGGAUGCGGCCACGGCGGAGAUCAGCCGGGUGCAGAACUGGCAGUGGCUGAAAUACGGCGUGGAGCUGGACGGCGACGGCCUCGGAGUGAAGGUGACGGCGGAGCUCUUCGGGAGGGUGGUAGAAGAGGAGAUGGAGAGGAUUGAGAAAGAGGUUGGGAAGGAGAGAUUCAACAAGGGGAUGUAUAGAGAAGCAUGCAAGAUUUUCGCCAGGCAAUGCACGGCGCAGGUCUUGGACGAUUUUCUCACGCUUGAUGCCUACAACCACAUCGUCGUCCAUCAUCCACUCGCUUCUUCUAGGCUCUGAAAUUUCCAAUGUUUUAGUCACCAUCUCCAUCAUCGUCGUCAUCUCACUCUUCUCAUUUUGAUGUUUGCUGCUAAUAAAUUAAUGUUUGCUGAUCGUCAUGAUGGAAUUCCGUGUGGUGCGAGUAUUUUGUAUCAACGCCCCUACAAUGUAUGCUUUAGUUGUACGUAAUUAAUAUUAUCCAUAAGGAGAAAAAUGUGCAAAUAUGAUCUGAUUAUUCAUGUAA